GGCGAUUUGAACGCUCAAGGUUACACCGAAGGGUUGUUCUGCGUUUCCAUUAGAAUACUGUUCUGCAUACUUCAAUGAACGUCUGAUGAACAAGUUUCUGUCGGCGUCUCACAUUGACUGGCUUCUAAUGGAUAAAUCUACAGUCGACCCGAACUUAAAUUCAAUCGAACAGAAUGCAGAUAUAUUGCCGGAAUCUGUUGAUUUCUUUCCAGAUGUGUGUAUAGAUACUCACAGUGAAGAAUUGAGUGCAAAUGACUCUUGCAUAAACCAAUCGGAGGUAGUUGAUAGGGUUUCAUUCGCCGACUCCGAAUAUCCUGAAUCAUGGGAAGCACCUGUUUGUACUUCUGGGACCACUGAACAACCUUCAGUUGUAUCUACAAAGUGUUCAGAUUUGGAUAAAGAACUCAAGGAGUCAUCUCAAAGUACUCCUAACAUCGUGUGUAGUAAUAGUGAAGUUUUCGGUAACAUGAAAACCCAGGAAAUGAUUUCUUCACAGCAUUGUUCACUGAAGGAAACAUGCGAAGAUAUUUUCCCAGGCAGUGAAAAACACUGUGUUACAACUGAAUACUCUCAGAAUUCCACCACCACCUUAGAUUCGUGUAAUAAAUGCCCUUCAGUUUCUCACGAAAUGUCAGUUAGACCUUCAUCCACCAAUCAGACAAUUCAUUACACAUCGUCAGAAACAAGGACUAAUAACUCAUUUGGGCUGUCUCAGUCUUCAAUACCUAGUUAUGGUCCAUCAAACUGCGGAUCUGAUUUUUCCAGUGUUGAGGUUGAUUCAUUAGCUUCAUCGUCAGAACGUUCGACGGUAUUCGCAUCUCCUGCAAGUUUACAGGCUUUAGAUCCACUAAAACCGCGUAGAAUGUCGGAAGUUGAUUUUCAAAGAGUAGAAGAACUCAGAACGAUAUCUCCGAGUUCUAGUCCUACUUGUCGUAGACCGGGUCCUAUGAAAGUGUCAAGUCCCUUGUCUUCCUCCAUGGCUCAUCAUUGCAGCCUCUGUGGAAAGCAGUACCGUCAUGUUGCUUCUUUAAGGAAUCACAUGCGAAAGCAUACAUCAGGCAUAUUAACCUCAAAGCGAUACAAAUGUAACCAUUGUGUUUAUUCAAGCCAGUACCAUCGAAACGUCAUUAAGCAUAUGGAUGCAACUCACCGUAGUCAUGAGGCGUUUUCGUCAAUGAACACAUCCCAUUUCUCUGGCCUAAGUGCUGAUCCAUCCAGCACACAUGAGGAUAUGAAACCAAAUCUUAUCAAUUCUCGUGUUUGGAUCCCCUACACUAAAGUAGAACAAAAUUUUUAUAGUACAAUGUCAAGCGCGACCACUUCAAAAGACUCAACAGGUUUAGUAAAGGUAGAACAAUCAGAUGGUUUUCCAAACUCAAAUAUAGUUCCUCACUGUACAUCACAUCAAACACAACCAUCUUAUGAUCCUAGGAUAUUAAAUAGCCACUUUGAGGAUUAUAACGCAAUCAAAAAUUCAGGAUGUGUCCCUAAUAUGAAACUUUCACUUUAUCGAGUGUUGGAACGUAACAAGCUUGAAAAUGAACCAUAUAGUAAUAACAGUAAUAAUAACAAUAAUAAUUCCAUUCAACAACCUACGACAAUGGUGUGUAGUAGAACACCACCAGAAAUCCACCAAGCAUCAGACCGACAACAACAACAACAACAGCCAUAUUGUACUCCUCAAUUGAUGAAUAAUUUUACUCCAAUGGAUACUACAAAUUAUGCCUCAAAUGAUGAAUCCUUUUAUCAUCAAAAUUCUGAUGAAUAUCCUAGGAGUAAUGAUGUUUAUUCAUUCCCCAUGUCAAGUUUACCACCAACACAGUCGUCACGGGAAUUUUCUUCUUUUUCUUCUACUUCGUCGUCCUCAGAUAAUAAUAAUAAUAAUAAUAAUAAUAAUAAUAAUAAUAAUAAUAAUAAUAAUAAUGAGAGCAGAUCAAUAAUAUUACAUCAAACUCUAUUUCGAAGCACAGUGAAUCAUGAGAACACACCAACUUUGCAUAAUAAUAACAAUAAUAAUCAACAGAAUAGUUUCCUUGUAAAUAAAAUCAAUAAUAAUAAUAAUAAUAAUACAGUAGGUACAGCGGGGGCAGAUGGCCUCUAUAUGGAGUCCAGCUAUCCUUCUCCUCCUCAGCCUCAUCCUCCUACUCGUCCUGCUUCUCCUUCUGGUUUGUCGACAACUCAAUCAAUUCAUCAUUAUCGUCCUGAAGAUUCAGACAAGUUGUCAUCAUCACAUAAUGAUGAAGCAUCAGCAGAGCAAGCGAACUGUUGUUUACUGAUGACAAAUCCUCCACAAUAUUCUAGUGUAUCCUCGUCUCAUCAAAAUGAAUCACUUCCUCCCCCUGCUAUUGUUAGCAGUAGUAUCUGUUGUAGUAAUAUAACUGAAGCGGAUGUAGUUGAACAACUUUUUUUAAACAAAUCAGAUAGUUCAUCCGAUAAUCUGUUGGAUCAUAUCUUAUGCGAACGAAUUGAAGAAGCAUCGAAAGACAAUGAUCAAUUGCCUUGUAAUUCUACAGCAGAUGAUAUGAAUAUAAUAACCGGUGGUGAUGCUGUUCUCUCAGAGACAGAUGCAUUUUUCUGCGAUUUACAAGAAAUCUUAGCUCGAGAUAUGCCUAUGCUAAUAAUGAUGGCGACAUCUUCUACGCCAAGAUGUAAUGGUGGUGGUGGUGGUGAUUCUUCGUCAUCUUAUUCAUCUUCUGAUCUAGUUGUAGAUGCAGUAAAAGAAAUGAUGAUUGAAUCAAAGUCCCCGACAGGUGCUGUUGGUGGUGGUGGUAUGCCUGCAGUUGGAGGUAGUGGGGGUGCUGGUGCUGGUGGUGCUUGUAAACUGAUGACAAGUAAUUCAUCCUUACCAAGUACUGAUUCAGGACAUGAAUGUUGGAGUAGUAGUAGCAGUUGUAGUGCUGGUCCGAAUGGCACUUCUGUAUGGGGUGGAAGUGCUGGUAGUCAACAAGAGCCUGUCACUCCAAUGAUGAUGAUGAAAGUCUCUUCACCAUUUUCAUCUUCAAAUCAUCAAUAUUCAUCUUCAUCUCAUGUCAAUCAUUCAUUAGGGGUUACAGAACAAGUUGGAGAUGAAAACCACCAACUCCAACAACAACCGCAGCCGCACAAUUUAAUUGAUUAUGAUUCACAUGAUGAUCAACUUACUGCUAAUCAAUACACAAAAUCAGCUUAUGGUAUAACUGAAAGUGUUGUCGACGACGAUGCUGGUGUGUCAGUUAGUCCACGUGGAUCGUCGUUUGCUGCAUCACAACAGAUGGGUAAAAUUAUUUGUUCAAACAAUACCACUACUACUACUCCUACUGGAGGUCAAUCUCAAUCAUUUCAUAAUUAUUCAACUUAUGGCUCUAAUUAUGCACAGAAUCCCCUAUCUCCUGUUUAUUGUCCUGAAGAAAGUACACAUUCACAAUUCCCCCCAAAUGAUGAAUAUACCGCUUCUACUAAUCGUCUUCUACUACCUGGAUAUAAAUCUUCAGAUAAUCAUCCGGUCAUCGGAGCAGCCGGAGCAACAGCAGGAGUUAAUCAUCAACAGAACUUUACUCCCUACUUUCAAAAUCAUAAUUCACAUCUGUCAAAUAAUGAAAUAACACCAAGUGCAAAUCAAGAGGCUGUAUUCAACUGUCGACAAAUGAAUCAUCAAUAUCCAUUCACUUCAUUGUCGUCCUCGUCGUAUCCAUCAGAAUCAACUUAUCAUCAUCAUCAUCAUCAACAACAUCAUUCCACCAACAACUACUAUGUUCAAUCAAAAUAUCCAAAUCAUAAAAUAGCAGGCAGUGAGAUGGAUAAACGACAGCUGCCAUCGUCGUUUAGAAGCUGUUAUCCUCCUCCUCCACCUCCACCUCAAGGACAAGAACAAGUCUAUUGGCAAUCAAAUACCAAGUAUCGUUCGUCAGGAUCUUGUGAACAACAACAGCAGCAACCGCAACAACAAAUCCCUAUGAAUUCAACAAUCCCAUAUCGUAAUAUGCUGGUGAAUGGACGUGAAUCAUCAUUUCCAUAUGAAAAUUCAAUGUCUUAUUCUCAAUACAAUUUUCCUGCAUCAUCAACACAAGUUAUGCAUUCUGCAGCGUUUAAUAAUACUAAUACUACUACUACUAAUAAUAAUAAUAAUUGUAACGAUAUGAACAAAGUGAAUACAUUUCAACAUUUUGAACAACAUUUCCCUAUACGAAAUACAAAUUGUCUUACAAAAUAUUCACAACAGUAUCCUGAUAAUGAUAAUAAUAGUAACAAUAUUACUACUAACAAUAAUACUGGAUAUAAUCGAAAUUUACCAGUAAAUCAUCAGUCAAUAAUUGGCGGUAAACGCUGGUCGUCAACCUCUGAAUCACAACGUUAUCCAUCAUAUAAUAAUGCCUAUAAUCCUUAUCCACCAUUGGUAAAUUACCCAGCUGGACAACCAUCAAUACAACAUUCCAAUUUACGAUCGAAAUUAGACAAUACCGAUCCAUGCAUACAUCCCAUGAAUAGUCAUCGUAUUCUUCAUCCUCCACAAAAUAAUAACAGUAAUAAUAUUAAUAAUAACCACUAUGGACAAUAUUUUUCAAAUCAUCCCCUUCCUGCUCCUACUCCAGCUCCUGUACCGCCAUCGCUGCCACUGCCGCCGUCUUCUACUUCUCAGGUUUCACAAUAUUAUUCAUCAUCAUCAUCAAAUUCUCUUCAUUAUUAUUAUCAUCAGCCCCAACAGCCUCGUUGUCCUUCAAGUCAAUAUUCACAAUUUCAUCAACCGCCACCGCUGCCGUCGACAACACAAUAUGAUGAAAAUUACCACCAUCCAGUUAGUGGUGAUGGUGGUGGUGGUGAUAAUAAUAGACGACUACCAUUCCCUAAUGAGGAGAACAAACUAUCUAUUAGGCCAGGAAGUGUUCGACCACCACCAAUAAAUAAUAAUACAACAAAUCAUGGUGAAUUCAUUAGCGCGAAUAAUUGGUCAUCCCCACCCCCGCCAUCAUUGGAGAAAACUUCUGUCUAUGCAGAAGAAAAUCAACAAGGUAUUAUCGGUGCUAAUAAUCACAAUAUUGUUCGACAUGGGAUCAAUAAUUCUGGUUUAUUAGCAGGAGGAGACAGCAGCACCAGUGGUGGUGGUGGUGCCGCUGCUGCUGGUAGUGGAUAUUCCUCUUUUUAUCCUUCUGAUACAAAUCUAGAUAAUCGUCAACAACAGCAGUACUCAUGGAAUUUGCCUCCACAGAAUGGAUGUUUUAAUUCAAAUGCUUCUAUAGAACAACAAGCAAUUGGUGCUGGUGCAACAUCAGAAGAUCAUAUUCGUGGUCAAUGUGAACAAUAAAUUUGCUAUAGUGCAUACAUGCUGGCUGAGGGAUAUACCGUCCUUGAGAUUGAUUGCUAAUAUGUGUGGGUGUGUCUCAUCAAUUCUUACAGAUAGGCUUCAACUUGAUAAACUCAUCUGAGAGUAGUGGAUGUGUGAACACACUAAUCAACCAAUCAAUGAAUAAGAAAGAAAAAACACCCGUAUAUAUAUAUAUUUCUGUGUGUGUAUGUGAGUGCUCAUUUUCCUUUUUUUUUACUAAUCGAUUCAGAUUUCUUCCAUCCCUUCAUUCUACAAAUUUUUCUUUGUCUUUCUUUGAGUAGAGUGUACAAUUGUAAAAGUGCCUAGUCCCCUACCCCCCCAUUCUAUACUCUUGUUGUUGAUGAGGAUGAGGAUGAUGUACAGCAUGUGUCGAUUCCGAGAUGGGACUCCUUUACCCCCUCUUCUUCUUCUUUCCUAUUCACAUGUCUGUAUGUAACGACGAUCCAUCUUGCUGGUUGGUACACACAUAUUUUGACAAUAUGUUGUCUUUUCUUCUUGUUUCUGGUCAUUUCACCUAUUUUGUGCGUGUCUGUACGUGUGUGCAUAUGGUUGGGUAAGCGAAGUGGAGUGAGAAGCAGAGAGAGAUCCCCACACAGAUGAACCCAGAUCAUCAUUUAUUACACUGCUAUACAAAUACAACAAUUACAAUCAGUUUUUUUGUUAUGUUUAUAGUUUCGUUUUGUUAUUAACAACAACUGCUUAUAGAUAUUUUUUAUUCUAAAACAAUAGACUUUUUUUGUACAAUUUUUCAUAUGUCAAUGUACACCACCACGACACAACGGUGGCGACUACGAACAACAGCAUCAUUACAUCUAGCCAAUCACUGUCCGCCUCUCCACUAACUCUUAUUUAAUGAUGAGAGUUAAUCUGUUGUUAAAAUAAUAAUAAUUAUUUUUCUAACAUGUGUUCAGCAUAUACAUCCACCCACUCAUUAUUGUUCUACCCUCUGCCUUUUUCGUCCUACCAAACAUGUGCGUGUUUUGAUUGGUUAGAUUUCUUUAUGUGUGUGGGCGUUUUUUCAUUAUGUAUGUAUGAAUAUAGUAGAUAGGGGGGUGUUUUUUGUGAUGAUGUGUCUUUCAAUUUCUAAUCUACUACUCUACAAAAUAAUUGAUUAUUAUUCUUAUUGCUAUCACUAUUAUGAUUAUUACUACUAAUAUUAGCAAUAUUAUUAUUACUAUUAUUCCUUGUAAUAUUCGUAAACAAUAGAUGAUGAUGAAGUAACAACCGCUAGUGCCUGUUAUUUUUCAAUUUGUUUGAAAAGCUUUUUCUUAUUUCUUUAUUUAUUAAUAGGUGGUUUCGUUGAUACACCACCACCACCUCGCGUCACACUCCGUCGUCCCGCUCCAUUCCCCGCCCCCCACCCCCAUCAUUUUUAUAUGACAUCUUGCUGUGUAUUUUCUUCGAUCCUCUUAACUAUCGUCACUGCGUAAAUGUGACUUCUCAACGAAAUUCAUGGUGUUAAUUAACAUUUUUGAUGACAGUUUGUUUCAUCUGUCAUAACACACAACACAUAUAUUAUCAUCGCCUUUCAUUCAGGGGUGGGAUGGGUUCUGGGAGCGUGGGUAUCUCUACUUUUUUUCUAUCUUAGUCUCACUAAUCAUUCCAAAGUAUCCGUGUAGAGCCACACACACACACACCGCCACGACCUAUCCAAGUGUCUUAUAUACGUAUACAGAUCCUUCUUUCUAUAUUUCCUUCCCUUUAAUUGGCAAAAUAUAUGAGAAUAAUCACAGUGUGUUUGAAUAUGCCAAUUAGUGAUAUAUGCUAUACUUUAUAUAUAUAUAUAUAUAUAUAUAUAUAUAUAUAUAUAUAUAUAUAUAUAUA
Messenger RNA from Trichobilharzia regenti, 7123 nucleotides. NCBI's taxonomy places the organism in Eukaryota, Metazoa, Platyhelminthes, Trematoda, Strigeidida, Schistosomatidae. The record is from the annotation of a GenBank genome assembly.